Molecule: messenger RNA, 1964 nt
Organism: Tympanuchus pallidicinctus (lesser prairie-chicken)
Lineage: Eukaryota; Metazoa; Chordata; Aves; Galliformes; Phasianidae
Gene: SCAMP3
Product: secretory carrier membrane protein 3
Exons: 9
Coding region: 111-1133 (340 amino acids)
Biological process (GO): protein transport
Cellular component (GO): trans-Golgi network membrane; recycling endosome membrane
Source: RefSeq, a predicted model, not a curated record
GAGCCCCGAGCGGCGCCGGUGACGUCGUGGGGGCGGCGGCCAAUCGGAGGCGCGGGGCGGGGCGGCGCGGCGGACUCGGCGGCGGUUCCGCUCCCGGUCCCGGUGCGGCCAUGGCCCAACACGGCGGCCCCGCGGUGCUCCCGGAUAACCCCUUCCAGGACCCCGCCGUGGUGCAGCACCGGCCCGGCCCCGACAGCGCGGCGCUGGACGCCUAUAAUCCCUUCGAAAGCGGCGCGCCGCCGCCGCCGUACCGCGCUCCGCCCGAAACUGCGCCUCCGCCGCCGGCGGGAACCGCGCAGCCCCCGAGGAGACCGAGCCCAACCGAGCCGCGGAACUACGGCUCCUACGGGACGCAGGCCUCGGCUGCCGCAGCCACGGCCGAGCUGCUGAAACGGCAGGAGGAACUGAACCGGAAGGCGGAGGAAUUGGACCGGAGGGAGCGGGAGCUGCAGAACGCGGCCCUGGGGGGCGGCGCCGCCCGAGCCAACAAUUGGCCCCCCCUGCCCUCCUGCUGCCCGGUGAAGCCGUGUUUCUAUCAGGACAUCCCCGUGGAGAUCCCCGCUGACUUCCAGAAGACGGUCACUGCCAUGUAUUACCUCUGGAUGGCCAGCACCGUCGCUCUGCUCCUCAACUUCUUGUCCUCGCUGGCCUGGUUCUGCGUGGAUCCCUCCUCAGGUUCUGGUUUCGGUCUCUCCAUCCUCUGGGCUCUGCUUUACACGCCCUGCUCCUUCGUCUGCUGGUACCGGCCCAUGUACAAAGCGUUCAGGAGCGACAGCUCAUUCAAUUUCUUCGUCUUCUUCUUCGUCUUCUUUGCCCAGAACGUGAUGUACGUCCUGCAGGCAAUCGGGAUCCCAAACUGGGGGUUCAGCGGUUGGAUCGUGAGUCUGAUGGCCGUGCGGGUGAACAGAGCCGUGGCGGUGAUGAUGAUCCUGGUGUCUUUGCUGUUCACAGCGCAGGCAACGUUGGGUAUCGUCAUGUUGAAAAGGAUCCACUCUCUGUACCGCCGGACGGGCGCCAGCUUCCAGAAGGCCCAGGAGGAAUUCGCCGCCGGGGUUUUUUCCAACCAAGCCGUUCGCACGGCGGCAGCCAACGCGGCUGCGGGCGCCGCCACCAGCACCUUCAGAGCGCCGUAAGCGAGGCGCUGCCGUGGCUUCUGCCCUCAGCGGGGCGAAAUCCGAGGUUUGCACUUUCGUUGGACCCCCCCCCCCCUUCCUUCCAUCCCCUCCCCCCCCCCCCCGGCCCUCCAGGAGCCGCGGCUUUGGGAGCCAGGCGUCUCUGCUCUUCUCUCCUCCCUUUGCAGGCUGUGCUGCGGCCCCUUCCCUCUGGGGGGGUGGAGGAGGGGGGCGCUGCUGCCUUCCAGCACUGCUGGCUGGGAUUCUUCCCCCCCCCCUGCGCCCCCCCCUCCAUCCCCACAGCCCCCAAGAUGUGAGAUCCCAGAAAUGGCUGUUGCCCGUUCUCUCUGUUACACACAAAUCCCCUUUUUUCCUCUCCCUUCCCAUUGCUGCCCAUUCUUGGAACCCACGCAGCCCUGGGGGGGGGGGUGGGGGAUCUUUGAGUUCCUUCCCUUUGCAGUGGGACCCCCGGGGCUGGCUUUGCCCAUUGGAGGGGGGCUGCACAGGAAGCCCCCCCCUUCGCCCCCCCCCCCCCAAAUUCCCUGCCCUCUCGUUUUUGGUGGUGCUGGGCUGCGCCCGCUCUGAUGCCUCCCUUCUGUGUUUCCCUUUCCUUCAUUGCGUUCUGCCGUGGGGCAGCAGCUCCUCCCCCCCCCCCCCUUGUGACCCCCUGUGCUCCACGUCCUGUUUCUGAGCCCCCCCCCCCCACCUGUGGGGGUCGGAGGGGGGGGCACUGAGCCGUUCCCUGCGUGCCCCUCACCCCCCCUCUGUUGCCACCUAUGGGGUGGCAGCAUUUUGGGGGAGGGGGGGGCUGUGAGUUAUGCUUUCAGCAUCUCUUGGCUGCGGGGUGGGGGG